Molecule: messenger RNA, 1412 nt
Organism: Empidonax traillii (willow flycatcher)
Lineage: Eukaryota; Metazoa; Chordata; Aves; Passeriformes; Tyrannidae
Gene: PEX7
Product: peroxisomal biogenesis factor 7
Exons: 10
Coding region: 10-981 (323 amino acids)
Biological process (GO): protein import into peroxisome matrix
Cellular component (GO): cytosol; peroxisomal matrix
Molecular function (GO): protein binding
Source: RefSeq, a predicted model, not a curated record
GCGGGGGCCAUGGGCACCACGGCGGGCGGUGCCGGCGGGGCCCUGCGGCUGCCCGGGCUGCACGGCUACGCGGCGGAGUUCUCGCCCUACUGGCCGGGGCGAGUGGCCUGCGCCGCCGCGCAGUACUACGGCAUGGCAGGUUGUGGAACUCUGGCAGUACUGGAACAAAAUGAAGCUGGGAUUGUUCUGCUCAGGAGUUUCGACUGGAAUGAUGGCCUGUUUGAUGUGACCUGGAGUGAGAAUAAUGAACAUGUGUUGAUCACCUGUAGUGGAGAUGGAUCUCUGCAAAUCUGGGAUGCAGCUAAAACCAAAGGUCCACUGCAAGUCUAUAAAGAGCACACUCUGGAGGCAUAUAGUGUUGACUGGAGCCAAACUAGAGGAGAGCAGCUAGUGGUGUCUGGUUCAUGGGAUCAAACAGCCAAGCUGUGGGAUCCAGCUGUGGGGAAGUCAUUAUGCACUUUCAAAGGCCACGAAGGGGUCAUUUACAGCACUAUAUGGUCUCCACACAUCCCAGGUUGUUUUGCAUCUGCCUCAGGUGAUCAGACUUUAAGAAUUUGGGAUGUGAAAGCCCCAGGAGUCAAACUUGUGAUACCUGCCCACCAGGCUGAGAUCUUGAGCUGUGACUGGUGCAAAUAUGAUGAGAACUUGCUGGUAACUGGUGCAGUUGACUGUAGCUUAAAAGGCUGGGAUUUGCGGAACAUCCGGCAACCAGUGUUCGUCUUGCUGGGUCAUACCUAUGCUAUCAGAAGAGUAAAAUUUUCACCGUUCCAUGCAACCUUAUUGGCCUCUUGCUCCUAUGAUUUUACUGUAAGAUUCUGGGACUUUUCCAAGCCUAAUCCUUUGCUGGAAACAGUUGAGCAUCAUACUGAAUUUACAUGUGGACUGGAUUUAAGUCUUCACAACCGUGGUCAGGUGGUGGACUGUGCUUGGGAUGAACUAGUCAAGAUCUAUACUCCGUCGUGUCUGGCAGUUGCUGUUUAGAGGAAAAGUGAAGAUGAUCUGACACACCAGGAACCUUUCUCUUUAUCCCCACAACCAGACUUGUGCUAAAGUGUCAACUGUGUCACUAAUCUUAGUGUCUCUUUUUAAGUAAAACUGCUUGAAUGAAGUGUUGUGCACUUAAACGUGGAGAUUUUAGGGCUUGGUUUACUGUAUGGGUAGUACUUGAACUAGCAAAAUGUUCAACAACCACUGAAUGGCUGAAGAGUGGCCAUAGCAGAUAGGAGUGGUGUCUUUAGAGUCAAAUCACCAACACAACUUUGUGAUCUUUAUGGCUAAUGAUGAGAGCAGAGGCCUGAAUCUUUUUGUUCCUUAUAGAGAGUAAAACUUAACUGGCAGUGUAUUUUGAUAAUGUCACUGUAGAAAAGAAAAGCAAGAUUAAAAAAGGGAAAACAAAAUAAAGGCUUUUCACU